Molecule: messenger RNA, 1619 nt
Organism: Durusdinium trenchii
Lineage: Eukaryota; Dinophyceae; Suessiales; Symbiodiniaceae
Source: the annotation of a GenBank genome assembly
CAUUUAAGGCAGGACGUACAAUGUAUUUUACACACCUCGCCGUCAAUCAUUGAUGGUGCUUUCAAUUUUAGGAGGCUGCUUGCAUCACGUGCAUCACUUGCCAUCCGGGCUCAAGGGGCUGAUGUGAAGAAUCGACUCCGCAGCUCUUUAGUACAAUAGUCAAGAGUCGAAGCACCGGCGGUCCCAUGGCGAAGCAGGUCCAGCUGCAGGAUUUCGAGAUGGUCCGCACCUUGGGCUGCGGAUCCUUUGGACGUGUGAGAUUUGCCAAGUACAAGCCGGACGGCAAAUAUUAUGCAGUGAAGUUCAUGAAGAAGCACGAGAUCAUCAAGCUGAAACAGGUCGACCACAUCAACAACGAGAAGAGGCUAAUGGCGCAGAUCUCCUACCCAUUCAUCGUGAACAUGAUGGGCUAUGCCAAGGAUGACCACUUCGUCUACAUUAUCAUGGAAUGCAUAAGUGGUGGAGAGCUGUUCACCCAUCUGCGAAGGGCCCGGAAGUUCUCAGAUGAGCAAUCAAAAUUCUACGGCUUGCAGACUGCUGCUGCCUUCGCUCACAUUCACGGCAAGAAUAUCAUCCAUCGGGACCUGAAGCCCGAAAACAUCCUCCUUUGUCCCAAUGGCUACUCCAAACUCACUGACUUCGGCUUCGCCAAGAUCGUGGAGCCAGGCACCCGCACCUACACGCUUUGCGGCACCCCGGAGUACAUUGCGCCAGAGGUGUUGCUGAACAAGGGACAUGGCAAGCCAGUGGAUUGGUGGACCUUGGGCAUCCUGGUCUACGAGAUGAUUUGUGGGCAGCCACCCUUCUGUGAUGAGGACCCGAUGGGCAUCUACCAGAAGAUCUUAGCUGGCAAGGUGUACUUCCCGAAGUACUUUGACAAGAACGCGAAGUCGCUGGUGAAGAAGCUUUUGGUGGCCGAUUUGUCCAAGCGAUUCGGGAACCUGAAGGAUGGAGCUGCAGACAUUCUUCAAAGCAAGUGGUUUUCGACCUACGAGCUGCCAAAGAUGGAAGCAAUGGAGUAUCCAGCACCCUACAAGCCAAGCAUGAAGGAUGAUAACGACGUCUCCAACUUUGAGGACAUCCCUGACUCCACCGAUAUGCCGCCAAAGGUCACGGCUGCCCAGGACCCUUUCUUGGAUUGGUGAGGGGACGAGUGUCUCCCUGCUCGCACUCGCACUUGUGAGAUGCCGGACAAUGCCAAUAUCAUGUGGUGAGGGCUGCAGACAGUCGCAGACAGACAGUCGCAUGAGAUAGCUUUUGGUUGGUGUCCAAACGUUGGAAAAAGAAAGAAGAAAAGCACCCUCAGCCGCGAAAGAAGAAAAGCUGCUGCUCUUGAUUUCACCUGCCUGGAUGAGGGGAGCUGAGUUUGUUUUUUUAAUAGCACAGAAGAAUCUCAUCCAUGGUGACCAGAAGAAUCUCAUCACUGCGUUUGCCGUUGAUGGAUGGGUCUCGUGCUCUCGUCUAACUUCUGGUCCCUCCCGAUCGAUUGGGCGAAGUGAAGGACACCGACCUGGACUUCUUUCAUCAAUAUGGGGGCGAUCCUUGCAGCGAUCUUGGUGGAUGGAGUCCUGCUUGGCCGGCUGCAGACCUACCCUCCCUCAAACAAUCGUGAUGUUGCG